CCAGGACAGGCUGUGCUCUGAGCUCAGCCACUUCCCCAAAAACACCCCGAGAUUAUGUUCAUAUUAAUGUUGUGACAAAACGUGGGGAGGUGUUUCCGUUUGAGGCAAGAGCUUGGCACUUCCCCUGGCUGUGUAACUGCCAGGCAGGGGGAUCACAGGACACCCACACUGGCACAGGACACACCAGGCAGCAAUGCCCCUUCCCUGGGCCUGAGGAUGGCCAUGGAGCUGAGAGCCCUGAUCCUGCUGCCUCUCUGCUUCCCAGGUCUCCAGGGCCAAAGCCCUGAAGUGCAGCGACGACGGGAAGGGGACACUCUGUAUUUCGAGUGUCCUUACACAGCACAGACUGAAGGCCAGCACACAAAAUACUGGUGUCUCCAGAAAGGUGGAGGAUGCCAAGAAGUGGUGUACACAUAUUAUGGACACGAGAAAAAAUCCAAAGAUGGGAGAAUUAAAAUAGAGGAUAACACCACUAAUAAGACUGUGUUCAUCAGCAUGACUGACCUCAAGGCAGAGGACUCAGGCACAUAUUUCUGUGCUAUUUACCAAUAUUACAAUCAAUAUAUACCACUAAGGAUGGUCACACUGAGUGUUUUCAAGGAGCUGCUCAAGUGGGAGUUGGACACCCUGGCAGUGCAGUGCCCAAACAGCAACAGCGUGGUCUGGUGCCGGAGAGAGCAGACUGACUGCACAGUCCUGGUGGAGGGACAAACAUCUUCAAGACAGAGUGAAAUUCAAUCCCUGCAAGACAGAGCAUCAAUCAAGUAUGCUCAAGGGAUUCCCACUGUCACCAUGGAGAAGCUGCAGAGCCAGGACUCUGGAGUGUACUGGUGUGUAGUGGGCUCCAAGGACACACAGAUAAUGGAGGUCGUGCUGUCUGUGUUCAAGAGGACCCAGCAGCCCACAGCCAAGGAGUCAGGCAACAUCUCUGUGCAGUGUCACUACAAGAUCGCGGCCUACGGGGCUGCCAGCAAAGCCUGGUGCAAAAAGGAAGAGGGGAACACAUGCAGUGUGCUGGUCACCACCAGCUCAGAGCCCCCAGCAGGCCCCAGCACGGCUCGGGAAGGUGUCAGGAUCCAGGAUGACACCCAGCAGGGCAUUGUCACCAUCACCAUGGAGCAGCUGCAGGUGCAGGACUCGGGUGUUUACUGGUGCGCGCUCCAGGAGCGCUCCGGUCUGUUCCGCAUGGAGGAGGUCACGCUCAGCGUUUCCAAGGCGCUGACUCCGGGAGGUUUUCCAGACACUGAAGGCAAAAGUCGCAAAAUUCUUUUGGGUGACAGCCCACAACCCAGCUCCAAUGGGAACACCUUCAUCAUCCUGUCCGUGGUGCUGCUCAUCCUGCUCCUCCUGGCCCUCGUCACCUCCAUUGCCCUGGGUGUCAGGCACUACAAGCUCCUGGGGAGAACAGGUCACAGAGAAGCAGAGGACACCAGUGACAGACCAGAGGGCACAGCACAGCCUGGCAGUGCUGGGAAGAGGGAGAGUUCCCAGGAUGGCAGCCAAGGGCUAGCAUACAUCAACCUGGAUGUGCAAUCCCAGCCCAGCCCCCAGGAUCCUCUUUACUGCAACGUGGAACCAAGUCAGGCUCACGGGAACCCCCAACACGUGGAAUACGCCGUCAUCGCCUUCAACCAGUCCCCAAGGAGUGGCAGGGAAUGAAGCACAGAAUCCCAAACCAGCCAGAAAUGGGAGAAAGGAACUGGAAUACAGAGUGGGAAUGAGGAGCAGGAGGUGUGUGGAUGGACAAGCUGAGUUUUGCUGCCAUGUGUGUGGUGUUGCCUGAGCAUUUUCUGCCCUCCCUCCUGUUUCAGGGCCAAGCAGAGGUUUUGCCACACUUGUGGGUCAGACAAAGCUGUGGGGGAAAUUCCCAGGAUCUCUUGUACAUCUGUUUUUCCAAUUCCAUUAAAGUGCAGAGUCUUGCAGGGGCAGGUGUGGAGGCCUGGCCUUGUGAAAAGGA
Molecule: messenger RNA, 1957 nt
Organism: Parus major (Great Tit)
Lineage: Eukaryota; Metazoa; Chordata; Aves; Passeriformes; Paridae
Product: polymeric immunoglobulin receptor-like
Exons: 8
Coding region: 217-1659 (480 amino acids)
Cellular component (GO): cell surface
Molecular function (GO): signaling receptor activity
Source: RefSeq, a predicted model, not a curated record